Molecule: messenger RNA, 1025 nt
Organism: Tetranychus urticae (two-spotted spider mite)
Lineage: Eukaryota; Metazoa; Arthropoda; Arachnida; Trombidiformes; Tetranychidae
Source: RefSeq, a predicted model, not a curated record
UUACCGAAAGGGAUCAUCAAUAUUUCUAGUUAUUAUUAUAUAAAAUGAACUUCCAAUUGUAUAUCUUUAUGCUUUUCUCUGUUUUUUCAUCCAUCAGUUCAGCUGAAAUUUUACCUGGAUUCGGUGCAUACAAUGGAACAAUACGAUUGACAGAGUUUUCUUUGUUUUUCUCGGAACAUUUUGAAAAAAGCGAUUACCAUUUUUCAUUCAAGUCGAGGCUUCCCCAUUGGAUCGGUUAUAAACUUCUGGACCAACAAAUAGUAAUUCGAACUUUUCCAACGGAAAGCAAUGAUUUCAAGGAAAACACUGAUUAUACAAAGAAUAUCAGUUUGGAAAUGGAAACUUCUUGUGGUUCUUCAAAAUCAGCAUUUGAUAAAACAGAUGUUGUUACAUUGACUUUGAUGGAGAAACAAAAUAAUAAUUCAGUUUUAGUUAAAACAAUUCAAGUUGAUCCAUUAUCAGUCGACUUUUACAGUCCUAAACUAUCGAGAAAACAGUUCAAGAUGUUAGCUGAAGAUGAAAUAAAGAAGAGAAAAGAGUUUUGUGAUUUUAUGUGCAAAAUACAUAGAGGAUAUACAUUUGAAGGACCAGAUUUGCUUAAAGUUUGUCCAAAUAGCUGUCAGACAUGUCCUGCAAAGAUUGAAGAUGAAACUUUUGAUGAAAUGGAAAAGUUUGUUAAGAUCGUGAAAUAUCUUGAACUGUUUAAGUAUAGAUCAGAAACCUGUAACAUUUGGUACAGCAAUAGCGAUCGACCUACUGGUAUCGUUGAACUGGAUAAGAAAACUGUUUCAUCGUUCCCAAAACUCAACUCUCGUCACUAUUUUGUUGCUUCUUUCGUUGAUACUAAAAGCCAAAAGAAUGCAACUAUUGUAUUGAAAGAUUAUAAAAUAAUCUGAAUUCAGUGAAUCUGUCUGGGUUUAAUGAAUAACCAGAAUAUUUCAAUUAUGAGACCUUUUAUUACCUUGUGACCUUAUGUGAGACCGAACCUUUUGUUAACUCGUAAUCCUUAUUCAACAUGUUUAAAA